GGCCAAUCCGAGAACCGCAGCCGCCUCUCUCUCUCGCAGCAUCUCCCCCUAUCGCCGCCCUUACAGUCGCCCGACAUGGUCUCUCUCGCUCCUUACGUCUUGAAGCGGCCUUGGCUGACCAAGAUGCUGACGCCCGCUGCCAAUUGGUAUGCUAGCGCUGCCGGCUACCGCCAGCUCGGUCUGAGAUACGACGAUCUCCUCGAGGAAGAGAACGAAGCUGUCCAGAUCGCCCUGAAGCGUCUGUCUGCCAAGGAGUCCUACGAGCGUGUCUACCGCAUCCGUCGCUCCGUCCAGUGCAGCUACACCCACAAGCUGCUCCCCAAGGACCAGUGGACCAAGCCCGAGGAGGAUGUCCCCUACCUGCGAUCCAUCCUGGCUCAAGUCGAGGCCGAGCUGGCCGAAAAGGACGCUCUGGACUCCAUGACUGUCAUCAAGAAGCACUAAAAAGAGAAGGAGAGAAAGGAAUAAAGAAAAUGAUAAAUGUACUCAUUGGUUUUGAGAAUCAGGAUCAAGUAGCGGCGGCGAAGUGAUGGUUAUUCAGAGAUUCUACACAGGUCUCUUGUAUUAAAAUCAAAAUAUUAUAGACAUGGUCUAGCCUCUUUACUCCCUCGCCCAUCAACCAACCAACCUCUAAUUAUAUGCAGUAAUUACUUGUGAUUUAUUCUUUUUUCAAAUACCCUUACUCAAACUGGCUAUGUUAUUAAUAGUACAGGAGUAAAAAAAAAUGCACUUUUGGAAGCAACAAAGAAAAGAGACUCCCCGCCAACAAAAUGCUUUUCUUAACCCUGACCCAAACAUCCCUCUUUCGAAGCCCAGUCUAGUCUAGACGUGCCGCCGUAUAAAAAAAUCAAUAUCUGCCC
Messenger RNA from Trichoderma asperellum CBS 433.97, 860 nucleotides. It is a transcript of the gene QCR7, whose product is annotated as Cytochrome b-c1 complex subunit 7. The record is from RefSeq and is a predicted model, not a curated record. Lineage: Eukaryota; Fungi; Ascomycota; Sordariomycetes; Hypocreales; Hypocreaceae. Gene Ontology annotation, biological process: mitochondrial electron transport, ubiquinol to cytochrome c.